GCAGCAGCAGCAGCAGCAACAAGCGAGCAGAUAGUAGUUUCUCUCCGCAGAGGCUCAUCCACACCGCAUCAGCCAUGCCUACUCACAGCAGUCUUCUCCUUCUGGUCACUCUUUGGGCCUCGGUUCAAGACGGUUUGGGUCUCCCAGUUAUGAAACAGGCAGAACCAGAAGCCGUCGACAGCGUGCGGACUCACCGGGUCAGGACCAAGCGCUGUUCCUGCAGUGAGCUGCUGGACACUGAGUGCCACUACUUCUGUCACCUGGAUAUCAUCUGGGUCAACACACCCAGUAAGACAACAGUUUAUGGCCUAGGCGGAGGCUUGCUGCGGCGCAAAAGGUCCGCCGGGCGCUGCACCUGUGCCCAGCUCAACGACAAGACCUGCACCGAUUUCUGCCAUUUCCGUAAUGAGAUCCAGCCUGUGAAGAAGCCUCAACUUGACAUGCUCCACAUCUUGAGAACGGCAGCCAAUAACUCGAAGCGGGAAGUAGACACAGGGCACGCAGGCGGACAGCAGUCGUCCCAAGCUAAGAGUGAGAACGUGUGAUGAACGGGGAAGCAAGAAGGAAAGAGAGAAAGAAAGAAGGGGCAGAAGACGAGCACCUGAACAAAUUCCACUCCUCCAGCAGAGAGGUCGCCGAGGGAUGUGUUCGAUCAGGGAAGGCCACGUGUUAUUCUGUUUGUUCCUGCAAAUCGAAAGCUGAAAGUACAUGCCCGAGGUCUACAGGUACGCGUUGGAAACAGAAGUGGAGAAUCAGGAGAGGUGGAGAUGCAACCGGGUUGUUUUUAACUCUGGAUGAGGCUGAAGCCACUGAGUCACAGGCCCAAAGAAAGAGAACGCAAGUGCAAAUACAAGCACGGAAAUAUGGGACAUGCGAGUUUUAUUUGUUUUUACUACAAUAUAAACAAUUUAUUUUUAUAUAAUUUUAAGAUUAUACUCAUAAAAUAUAUUAUAUCGGAUGAAUAAACUGAUUGAUUUAUUGAAUAUAAUAUGUCAGUUAUGAAUUAGCCUUUAUCAUAUGACUGGUUGCUUAAGGGAAUUGAUUGUUUGUUUUGGUAAAUUAAACUUAUAUCUGUAAAGCAUCAUUAAAAGAUCAAUAAAAACAAGGUUAGACACACACAAAAAAAACUACAAUUUUGUUUUCUAUGCCAAAGUAAAUAAAGUAACUCAUGAGAGGAGAAAUUCAAAGGAACACAAAAUCCUAUUAGAGGAACAUGUGUGAUUCAAUUGUGUG
Molecule: messenger RNA, 1233 nt
Organism: Gambusia affinis (western mosquitofish)
Lineage: Eukaryota; Metazoa; Chordata; Actinopteri; Cyprinodontiformes; Poeciliidae
Product: endothelin-2
Exons: 5
Coding region: 75-545 (156 amino acids)
Biological process (GO): regulation of vasoconstriction; vein smooth muscle contraction; regulation of systemic arterial blood pressure by endothelin
Cellular component (GO): extracellular region
Molecular function (GO): hormone activity; endothelin B receptor binding
Source: RefSeq, a predicted model, not a curated record